Messenger RNA from Lynx canadensis (Canada lynx), 3564 nucleotides. It is a transcript of the gene DZIP1L, whose product is annotated as DAZ interacting zinc finger protein 1 like. Gene Ontology annotation, biological process: cilium assembly. Gene Ontology annotation, cellular component: ciliary basal body; cytoplasm. Lineage: Eukaryota; Metazoa; Chordata; Mammalia; Carnivora; Felidae. The record is from RefSeq and is a predicted model, not a curated record. The transcript is spliced from 16 exons. Bases 868 to 3270 code for a protein of 800 amino acids.
GAUGACCUUGGGAUCAUGGCCUGAGCUGAAAUCGAGAGUUGGUUGCUCACCCCACUGAACUGCUGCCCCUUUUAAACAGGGUGUGCACUCCCCAUUUUGCCACAAUCCCCAACACUUCCUAGUACAGUCGUUCUGAAUCAAUAAAUCUGGGGGUUUGCAUUUCUAACAAGUUCCCAGCUGCUGCUGCUGCUGCUAGUAGGGACCAGUUUGAGAACCACUGCCUAAUUGUAUCUUGGACACUCGAGUAGGGAAUCAUUUGUCAUAUUUCCUGCAUUUAAUGCUACCUUCCUGGCCCUAGGGGAGUUUGGAUUUGCAAUUUCUGGUAUAUCAGUAUUAGAAGGCUGGAUCUAAAGGUCCCAAGAGAGAGAUGGGCCAGCGAGAAAGAGAUUUGGGAGUGGCUGAGGCUCAGCCUGAAGCAGGCCUUCGGUAGCUGACGCUGUGGGUAUGUGUGAGCUCAUCUUCUGGGAGAGUGUGCAAGGAGGGAUGGGUUGUGAAUGAACAACUGAGUAUCACGAGGGCAUUGCCCACGCACAACUCUUCCCCACGUUAAAGGAAGGGGAAAAAGAUAGUUACUGUUCCAGGAAGAGGCUGGAAGAAACAUUCGAAAAGGUGGGAGAAGUGAGAGAGUUGCUGGUGGAGCAUUCUUGGCCUUAAUCUUAGAGAGAGGACUGUGGGCAAACCUCUGAGGCUAAAGCUUAAAUAGUUAAAUGGUGAGCUCUAGGUGAGCUCCCAGUCUGGGGAAGGAUAGGAAGCAGGUGUCCAGUUACCCCACGGCAUGCCUGGUAACCUGCUGUUGCUCUGAGGCAUAGCUUGUUGUGGCAAUUGUCUCUGGGGCUGCAGUGACACAGCGGCAGCUUGGAGCUGAGCAUGGCCCUCUCUCAGCUCCUCUGCCUGCUGCCGUGGCCUUGGUGGCACCCUCCCUCAGUGGUCAGCCCGGGGCUUCCUCAGCCCAUGCAGUCCCCUGCUACCACUGCUGAGGGCCUCAGUGGCCCUCCCUUUGGGGCCUACCCACUCCCUACCUUCAAGUUUCAGCCUCGCUCUGAGAGUGUGGACUGGAGGCGCAUCAGCGCCCUGGAUGUGGACCGCGUGGCACGGGAGCUGGAUGUGGCCACCCUGCAGGAAAACAUCACGGGUGUCACCUUCUGCAAUUUGGACCGGGAGGCGUGCAGCCGCUGCGGGCAGCCCGUGGACCCGGUGCUGCUCAAGGUGCUGCGCUUGGCUCAGCUCACCAUCGAGUACCUGCUGCACUGCCAGGAUUGCCUGAGCGCCGGCGUUGCCCAGCUUGAGGCCCGGCUGCAGGCCAGCCUGGGGCAGCAGCAGCGAGGCCAGCAGGAGCUGGGUCGCCAGGCCGACGAGCUCAAGGGCGUGCGGGAGGAGAGCCGCCGGCGUCGCAAGAUGAUCGGCACCUUGCAGCAGCUGCUCCUGCAGACGGGGGUCCAUGGCUACCACACGUGCCACCUGUGUGACAAGACGUUCAUGAACGCCACCUUUCUCCGGGGCCAUAUCCAGCGCAGGCAUGCGGGCGUGGCAGAAGGUGGGAAGCAGAAGCAGCAGGAACAGCCAGUGGAGGAGAUACUGGAGGAGCUUCGGGCCAAACUAAAAUGGACCCAAGGGGAGCUGGAAGCCCAGAGGGAGGCCGAGAGGCACCGGCAGCUCCAGGAAGCAGAGAUUGCUCGUCAGAAGGAGAUAGAAGCUAAGAAAGAAUUUGAUGAAUGGAAAGAAAAAGAGCGGGCCACGCUAUAUGAGGAAAUAGACAAGCUAAAAAAAUUAUUUUGGGAUGAAUUUAAAAGUGUUGCCAACCAUAACUCAACUCUAGAAGAGAAACUGCAGGCAUUGCAGUCCCACAAUAUGAUGGAGUCCAACCUCGGGUCACUACGGGACGAGGAGUCUGAGGAGCGACUCAGGCAGACUCAGGAACUCCGGGCCCUGAAGGAGAUGAUGGAAAUGCAGAAAACAGAAUGGAAGAGAAAAAUGAAGGAACUGCAGGGAGAGCACGCAGCUCAGAAGCGAGAGCUGCAGGAGCAGAAUGAGAGGCUCCAGGCCUCCCUGUCUCAGGAUCAGAGGAAAGCAGCCGCCCAGGCCCAGCGCCAGAUCAGUGCUCUCCGUGCCCAGCUCCAGGAACAAGCCAGGCUCAUCACCUCCCAGGAAGAGAUGAUCCAGACCAUGUCUCUGAGGAAGGAGGAGGGGAUCCACAAGGGCCCGAAGGCUAUGGACACAGAGGAGGACUCUUCCGAGGAAGAGUUAGAGGACUCCGGAGACGGACAGCAGAAGGUGCUGGCAGCGCUGAGGCGAAACCCCACCCUGCUGAUGCAGUUCAGGCCAAUCCUGGAGGACACCUUGGAAGAGAAGCUGGAAAGCAUGGGGAUAAAGAGAGAUGCAAAGGGAAUCCCCUUUCAAACUCUCAGACACCUCGAGUCCCUCCUGAGAGCCCAGCGGGAGCAGAAGGCACGGAGGUUUUCUGAAUUUCUGAGUCUGAGGGAAAAGCUUGUCAAGGAAGCCACCAGUAGAGUGAAGCAGAGACAGAGACACAUGGCCCCGGCAUCCCAGUUGGACAGCGGGGCUCCAGUCAAAAGCCAGCAGAACCCACUGGCCAUCAAAGAGGCCCAGCCAAAGUCCAGGACACUGCAUGUGGCAUUGCCAUCUAAGCCAGCAGAGCCACCCACGACAACUCUUCAGAGCCGCAGCAGCCACGGUCCUGGCCUGGCUCCAGUGCCCACCCCUACUCCGCGCCCCAGAGCACGUGGACCCUCCGGCACCUCUGCUUCCUCAGGGCCCGGGCCAAGUACACCCCCAUUCAGUUCUGAAGAGGACUCAGAGGGCUCCGUGCAGCGGACAUCUCUCCAGCCCCCACGAGGUCCUUCCAGGAUGGGGCCCCGGCCAGAGGACAACUGGGACUGGUCUGACACAGAGACGUCGGAGGGGAGUGCCCAGCCCCCUGAAAAAGGCUCAGGUGGGCUGGCUUCCUCAGGAACCCUGGUGCAGUCGCUGGUCAAAAACCUUGAGAAACAGCUGGAGGCUCCAGUGAAGAAGCCUGCUGGAGGGGUCAAUCUGUUCUUAAUGCCCAGCGCCGGCCCACAGAAGGCUGCCGUGCCAGGAAGGAAGCCCCAGCUUUCAGAUGAUGAGACUGACUUGGAGAUCUCUUCCUUGGAAGAUCUCCCCCAGGACCUGGGCCAGAGAGAAGAACUGAAGCCCCUGUCUCGCUCAAAGCCGCCGGAGAAGUUUGGCACCAGCCCUUGGAGCCCUGGCCGACCCAGGGUCCCUGGCUGGUGAUCCCACCCCAGAACCUGGCUGGGGCCAGCUCAGGGUGCCCUCCGCCCUCCCCCCCCCCCCCCCCCCAACACAAGAGGCUACUAGGCCGCUCUUGUCUUCACCAGUAACUGAGAGGUCUUCUCUGGAAGAGAAGGUCUCUCUGGAGAUAAACAGAGCAGAAGGGGGAUAUAAUUUCUCCUCUCUUGCCUGUGAGGAGGGGUCCUGUUUCAGAGCUCCAGGGGCACCUGGCUGGGUGCUCCCAGUCCUAUGGUUUGAGAAAGGGUUAUAAUGAACCCUUUCCUCCCCCCACCUCCA